Messenger RNA from Elaeis guineensis (African oil palm), 1177 nucleotides. RefSeq names its product chitinase 2. The record is from RefSeq and is a predicted model, not a curated record. Gene Ontology annotation, biological process: carbohydrate metabolic process. Lineage: Eukaryota; Viridiplantae; Streptophyta; Magnoliopsida; Arecales; Arecaceae. Gene Ontology annotation, molecular function: hydrolase activity, hydrolyzing O-glycosyl compounds.
CCCAAGUCCAUUCCUCACCAAACAGAAGAACACAAUUAUCAUCAAAUGGCUUCCUCAUACCUCCUCUCUUCCCUCCUCCUCCUCCUCCAAGCCCUCCUCCUCCUUCUCUCACCAGCAUCAGCUUCUAACUCCAAUCUUUUCACUGAAUACAUUGGGGCCGAGUUCAAAGGCGUCAGGUUCUCUGAUGUCCCCAUCAACCCCGGCGUCGACUUCCACUUUAUCCUCUCCUUCGCCAUAGACUACACCACCUCCUCUAACUCCCCCACUCCUACUAACGGUCGUUUCAACGUCUUCUGGGACUCCGUCAACCUCUCCCCCUCGCAGGUAGCUGCCAUUAAGCAGAGACAUGGCAAUGUUAAGGUUGCACUCAGCCUUGGUGGAGCCACGGUCGGCAAUCAGCCGGUCUACUUCCAGCCUUCUUCGAUAGAUUCUUGGGUCAAUAACGCCGUCGAUUCGCUCACGAGAAUCAUCAAGCAAUACCACUUGAAUGGUAUUGAUAUCGACUACGAGCAAUUCCAUGCUGAUCCCAAUACCUUCGCCGAGUGCAUCGGGCGCUUGUUGACGAGGCUAAAGAACAGUGGUGUCAUCUCCUUUGCUUCGAUAGCUCCUUUCGAUGACGCGCAAGUCCAGAGCCACUACUUGGCUCUGUGGAGGAAAUAUGGGCGUGUUAUAGACUAUGUCAACUUCCAAUUCUAUGCCUACGAUGCAAGCACCACGGUAUCUCAGUUUCUGAGCCAUUUCGCGCAACAGAGCUCCAACUAUAACGGAGGGAAAAUAUUGGUGAGUUUUACCACCGGUGCUGGCGGAGGGUUAUCGCCACAAAACGGGUUCUUCCGUGCAUGCAACACUCUAAAGAAGCAGGGGAAGCUUCAUGGGAUCUUUAUUUGGUCUGCAGAUGACUCCAAGAAGAAUGGCUUCCGCUACGAGAAGGAAGCGCAAACUUUGUUGGCGACCGCCCCUAAAGCUUUGUCAAAGAACAAAAUUUCAGCUGUGGCAGAUGAAUAAGUCUCGUUAUUUGUUCGCUUGUAGAAGAUGUGGACGUGAAAAUUAAGAAUAGAAUUGAAUAAAUGAAGUAUCGGAUACUUCGAUUUUAGCUAUUUGGGAACAUAGCCAGUAGUGUUUUGAAAAAAAGAUCUCGGUUCGAAUUUAAGAUCCACCGCAGGAUUUUCUUCUUUGA